Molecule: messenger RNA, 1271 nt
Organism: Dufourea novaeangliae
Lineage: Eukaryota; Metazoa; Arthropoda; Insecta; Hymenoptera; Halictidae
Product: transmembrane protein 53
Exons: 5
Coding region: 88-1071 (327 amino acids)
Source: RefSeq, a predicted model, not a curated record
CCCCGCCGUUCCGCUCUGUCAUCUCUCUUUCGUUCUCGCCCUCUUUCUCUCGCAUCCUCGCGGGAAGGAGGACGAGAAGCAGGAAAGAUGAGCGAACAAGAGGAUCUCGACUACUACAUCAUGUUCCCGUCGUUUCCGCCGUCCGCAAAGUAUCCAACGUUGACCACCGGCGGCCAGAAUCAGCGGGAGGAGUUCGUGUUCGUCUACAAGGAGGACAAACUGCCGGUGGUCGUCCUGUUAGGAUGGGCCGGCUGUCAAGACAGAUACCUGGCAAAGUACAGCGCGAUCUACGAGGAGAAGAGCUGCAUCACUCUGCGAUACACAGCACCGGUGGAAUGUCUAUUUUGGCGAAGAGACAAAAUGCCUUACAUUGGAAAACGAUUGAUCCAAGUGAUCAUGGACAAGAGUUUGGAUCAGCAUCCGAUAUUUUUCCAUGUGUUCAGCAAUGGCGGCGCGUUUCUUUAUCAACACGUGAGCCUCGCAAUGCAGCAGGCUAACACCCCGCUCAAGGUCAAAGGAGUAAUAUUCGACAGCGCACCGGGCGAAAGAAGAUUAACCGCGCUGUUUAAAGCGAUCAGCGCCAUCAUAGGGGGGCAUCCACUAACAAACAUACCGAUGUCUUUCUUCAUUACAAUCUUCCUCUCCGUACUCUGGCUCUUCGAGGUGAUCGCUCACGCAUUUGGGCGCGGAUAUCCGGUUCAAACAAAUCCGAUCGCGCUGGCGGAAGAAUCUAAUUCCUGGCCCCAAUUGUUCCUUUACUCGAACGCUGAUACGUUGAUUCCGGCAUCGGACGUCGAGAAGUUCGCCAGCCGACGAGCAGAACGCGGUGUACGAGUGCAGCUGGUACUCUUCACGAAUUCACCGCACGUGAAGCAUUAUACCACGUACCGUGACGUUUAUGUAAACACGGUUUGCAGCUUUAUCUACGAAUGCCUGACGUCACCGAAUUUUGAGAGCCUGGAACCCUCUCAAGAGCACACCGAAGAAAAUAGUCCACUGAAAUACAACGCUUUGCCGGGCCUCACGAAACGUGUUGUGCUACCUCACGAGGCCACCAAACAGCUGAAUUAGAAAGCAUCGAUAGUGAAUUUAGCCAUACAUAUACAACAGAUGGAAGAGCCGCGUUCCGUGCGGCUGUCGCAAGCUCAGAAGAAAGCUGGCAAACUGGAAGACUGAGAGGAUCGGCAUUAUUGUUUGGUUUGCUCUCGUUCUCGGGCCAGCAGGUCUGAAUUCGUGAAACGAAUAUAGUCGUCAGGGUUGAGUCUUGCUUA